GUGACUUCUGUGUCGGACACUUUAAAACUUGACGUUUACGAAGUUGUGUUGGAAUCACCUUGGCAUUUUGGAUAAGUAAACACGCUCAGCUGAAUCUGAAUACCCAAAUUCAAACAGUGAUUCAGUUUAUAAAUAUUCGGGUUCAUGUGUGUAUGCCUGUUAACCAUAUUUCCCAAGCUUUUAGUGCGCAAAAAUGGUGCUUUUUCCCGCAGUUGCAGAAAAAGCAGCUACAACUUUAGCGGACUCAGAUGAUGAAGUUCUUCAAGCUGCUGGUACAUUGGCGCUGAUACGCCUCGAAACCCUAAAUCUACGUUGUAAAACAGGUGUGAAAUUCUUGUUCGACACUUCUAUUGCAAUAGAACUAGAACGUGCACUCACAAGUGUAAAGAAUAACCACACACAAGAUAUCUGUUCUAUAGCACGAGACGACAUGCUUAUGGCGGAAAAAGGUGGCGUAUGGCCUCUAUCAUCAUACAGCCCAGGGUUUAGAUUAGCUUCACUUCCCGGUUUCGAAGACUACAGUAUGGAAGAAGAAAGAUUCAGAUAUUAUGAAGCAAAAAAGAACGGCGAAUUGGAAGAAUACAAAAGGAAGUUUCGAAUUUUGUUAAGAGAAGCACAAAUGAGGUUUGAAGCACUAAAAAAUCCGUCCCCAGAAACUGUACAGUUCUUAAGAAUAUUUUAUAGCAAAUGAACAUAUUGUGAAUAAGUUUGUUACAGUACUUUCAAUUUAUCAAUUUGUUGUUAACAUUCCUUCGAGUGAUUACAAGGCUGUUAAUUUUCAGCAAAAAAUAAAGAACACUCCUACUAAUGUAGGUUUACAGUCUGCACACGUGCAAUAAACUUUUCGUUGGUA
Zophobas morio is the source of this 853-nucleotide messenger RNA. RefSeq lists its product as uncharacterized. The coding region runs from base 194 to 691 and encodes 165 amino acids. Lineage: Eukaryota; Metazoa; Arthropoda; Insecta; Coleoptera; Tenebrionidae. The record is from RefSeq and is a predicted model, not a curated record. The transcript has 3 exons.